Molecule: messenger RNA, 1497 nt
Organism: Solanum pennellii
Lineage: Eukaryota; Viridiplantae; Streptophyta; Magnoliopsida; Solanales; Solanaceae
Exons: 3
Coding region: 213-1385 (390 amino acids)
Source: RefSeq, a predicted model, not a curated record
CUACUCUUUUCUUGUCAUUUUUAUAGGUAAAAUUAGUUUGUUUCACCAUUUACCAACAUUAUACUAAAUUAAAUUAUUAGCCUCGAUCUUAUAAAUCACCCUCUUACUUAUAUUUUUUUUAUGUUGAAUUGUUUUAUACUUCAAAAACUCACAACCCUUUUAUAAAUCUUGAACUUUUAACUAAAAAUUUCAUAUUUUUUUGUGGUUGAAUAAUGGCAUUGAAGCAUUUGCAUGAGCUUUUAGAAGAAGAUCAAGAACCAUUUUACAUUGCUAAUAAACGUUUUCAUGAUCAAACACCAGCAUCUAAAUUAUGCAAAAAUACUUGUUUUUUCUCUUUUGGAGAAUCACCGGAGUUAAGAAAGUCCCCUUUGUGUUUAUCUUCGCCGGCGCCGGCGAAGAGCCCGGAAAUUGAGAAAUUUGUUCUUAAUGUACCUGCAACAACAGCUGCUCUGCUUCUUGAAGCUGCAAUUAGGAUUCAAAAACAACAGAGUUCAUCAAAAUCGAAAACCCAAAUCAAAAAGGUGAAAUUUGGGGGUUUUGGGUCUAUUUUGAAGAAAUUGAAGAAUCGAAAUAGCGAUAAAAAUGGUGAAAAAAGUUUUACAUGUUCGUGUAAUAAUAGCAGAGUUAACACUGAAAUCAAUGAAGAGAAGCUAAUGGAUUUUGGUUCGUCUCCGUUAAGUCCUUUUAGAUUUUCUCUUCAAAGAUGUCCGUCGAGCUCCGGCGAACUAUUGCCGGGAUUCACAUCUCCGGCGGCUUCUCCGGUGUAUCACACGAAAGAGGACAAUGAAAAUUAUGAAACAAUUUUAGGGUUGGCAAGUAUUGACCAACUAGAAGAAGAAGAUAAAGAGCAAUGCAGUCCAGUUUCUGUAUUGGAUCCUCCAUUUGAGGAGGAGGAUGGACGUGAAAACGAGGACGAGGAUGAGGAUGAGGAUGAGAAUCUCGAUUGCAAUUAUGCACUUGUACAAAGAGCACAACAACAACUUUUGUCUAAGCUUCGUAGAUUCGAGAAAUUGGCUGAACUAGAUCCAAUUGAACUCGAAAAAAUAUUGCUCGAGGAAGAAGAAGAAGAAGAAGAAGAAGAUCGCGUAGAGGAAGAGGAAUAUCAAGUUUCUAACUUGAUUUUUGAGGAAAAGAUUGAAGUUAAAAGCUUGAACUAUGGAGAAGCCGUUUUUGGAAGAGAAUGCAAGAAGAUAGAUUUAUCAUCGCAAGAAUUAAGAUCAAAUAACAUCGAUAUGAUGGUAAAAUCGAAUUUGAAAAAUGAGUUUGAUGAUUGGAAUGAGUUUAAAGAUCAAAGAGAAGAAAUCGCGAUAGAAUUUGCUUUUUCUAUAUUUGGAUUGUUAGUUGACGAAUUAGGAGAGGAGCUAAUUCAUUUAGCUCACUCCUAAUUGAAAAAAAAAAACGUGAAUUUCUAAUGAACGUUUCAUUGGAUUUCUAAUGAAAAAUCCGUUAGAAACAUUCAUAAAGAGUAUAACACCAAUAAAUCCUUUGGAAACUUAA